UUAUAUUGACUGUAGCAAGACUGUAAGAUUGCGCUGUACUGAAGUUAGGUGGUGUUGAUUCAUAUAGAUCAACAGUUCAUUGUAAAGUAGUCUAGAGGCCACCGUAUAAAUAGAUGCCAACGACAGCGUUUCUGCGUGAAAGUAUUGCCUUCGUCCAUCCUUAUUCCCUGGGUCACAAAGCGUACAAUGGAUACCGAGACGGAGUUCGACACGUCAAUGUCUACUACUACUGAUGGUGCAUGCGAUCUUUGUGGCUGCUUGAAAGAUGUAACCACUUCACCACCGAUUCCCAAUUCAGUCCACGAGUUCAGACUGGCCACGCAGGCUAUACAGCAACUCUGUCAACACGUAACGCAAAUGACAUCGUCUAUGGAUCGGGGUCCAGUGUCAACAAGCUUUGACAGAGAGGGCGACAAAGCCAAACUCAGGGCUCUGGAGAGAGAUUGUGAGACUUUACGGGCACGGAUAACGCACCUGGAAAAUGCCGUAGAGGUCAAAAGAAUUCUUCUCAAUAGCACCCGAGACCUCUUCGAUAAACUUUCGGUUAUGUCCGACAUACAUUAUCAGAACAAUCAUCUAAAUGCACAGCGAACUGAGCAAGCCAAUAUUCAAUCUCUGUUUGUGAUCGGAAAAGUUGAGCUAGUGCUGUUGGAUGUUGCUGAUCAGGCAUGGUCGAAUCUCAUAUAA
This is a messenger RNA of Aspergillus saccharolyticus JOP 1030-1, 687 nucleotides long. RefSeq lists its product as uncharacterized. Lineage: Eukaryota; Fungi; Ascomycota; Eurotiomycetes; Eurotiales; Aspergillaceae. The record is from RefSeq and is a predicted model, not a curated record. The transcript has 5 exons. Bases 187 to 687 code for a protein of 166 amino acids.